AUAAUAGGGGAAUUCCCCAACAGUCCUUUUCUCUAAACAAAUGCAUGAUUGAAGGAAUUUUCCUUUUCUUGAUCAUCUUUCGUAUUAUCAAGAUUUGAUUAGAGUGGCCUCAUAUCUUUUAUAUAUUCUUUCCUCAUACUUUACUGAACCAGUGGCAGGCAUGUUACUUCUCUUUACUCUUAUGCUGCCAAACCUUCUGGUUUUCUUGGCUGAUAGGUUCCGACACAAGGCGUGAGUAAGUGCAGUUGUUUGAAAGAAUGAGGAUAAGUGUUAUGUGAGGCUUACUUACACAUAUGAAAACAACACAAAACCCAAACCAAGAAAACGAUUUUUUUUUGGGUUUGAAUCUUUCUGAACUUUCAGAUCAUUCCUAACUCCCAUUUACCCUUUACUAACCCCUUUCAGAUUAUAAUCAGUAGCUAUUUUUGGCAACUGGGCAUUUGAUUUGUGCCUUGGACAGUUGGAUUGGAUGGAGGCAAGGGCAAGGAUUGCUUUUUUUUGUUCUGUGGUAUUGUCUUGCUUAUGGACACCUGUUUGCGGAUUACUAUCUUCCAAAGGUGUCAACUAUGAAGUGCAAGCUUUGAUGAGCAUUAAGAAUUCACUGAAUGAUCCUCAUAAUGUUCUCAACUGGGACGCAAAUGCUGUGGAUCCAUGCAGCUGGACUAUGAUCACUUGUUCUCCUGAUGGUCUGGUUACCGGCCUAGGAGCUCCUAGCCAAAGUUUAUCCGGCACUCUUUCACCAAGCAUAGGAAACUUGACAAAUCUCCAGCUUGUGCUGCUGCAGAACAACAACAUUACAGGGCAUAUACCCUCUGAGUUUGGGAGGCUUUCAAAGCUCAAAACACUUGAUCUUUCUAAUAACUUCUUCAGUUGUCAAAUUCCCAAUUCUCUAUCCAAUCUGAAAAACAUCCAAUACUUGAGGCUAAACAAUAACAGUCUGUAUGGACCAAUUCCUUCCUCUUUAGCUAACAUGACACAACUUUCCUUUCUGGACUUGUCUUACAAUAAUCUGAGUCCUCCUGUACCUAGUUUUCAUGCUAAAACCUCCAACAUUGUAGGAAACCCUCUGAUAUGUGGAACUGCAAAAGGCUGUCCUGGAUCAAUACCGACUCCACAAUCUUUGUUCUUGAAUGGCUCACAAAACUCUCAACCUUCUGGAAGUGGGAAGGGCCACAAAAUUGCCUUGGCCUUUGGUUCAAGCUUGGGUUGUGUCUGCCUGUUGAUUCUUGGAUUCGGUUUUCUUAUAUGGUGGAGACAAAGACACCACAAGCAAAUAUUCUUUGAUGUUAAUGAACAACGUCAUGAAGAACUCAACCUUGGAAACCUGAAGAGAUUUCAAUUCAAAGAAAUUCAGGCAGCUACAAACAACUUCAGCAGGAAGAACCUGAUAGGAGAAGGUGGUUUUGGAAAUGUUUACAAAGGGUGUCUCCAAGAUGGAACAGUUGUAGCUGUUAAAAGACUCAAGGAUGGAAAUGCUAUUGCUGGUGAGAUCCAAUUUCAAAGAGAAGUAGAGAUGAUCAGCCUAGCAGUGCAUCGCAAUCUCCUCCGCCUUUAUGGAUUUUGCAUGACAUCAACUGAAAGGCUGUUGAUUUACCCUUACAUGUCCAAUGGGAGCGUCGCUACUCGUUUCAAGGCCAAACCAACCUUGGACUGGGGCACAAGGAAAAGAAUUGCCUUGGGAGCUGCAAGAGGUUUAUUGUACUUGCACGAGCAGUGUGACCCCAAGAUAAUUCACAGGGAUGUUAAGGCUGCAAAUAUAUUGCUUGAUGACUACUGUGAAGCUGUUGUAGGAGAUUUUGGAUUGGCAAAGCUAUUAGAUCACCGAGACUCACAUGUGACCACAGCUGUGAGAGGUACUAUGGGACACAUAGCCCCGGAGUAUCUCUCAACAGGUCAAUCCUCUGAGAAAACAGAUGUUUUUGGGUUUGGAAUUCUUUUACUUGAAUUAAUAUCUGGCUUACGAGCUAUGGAUUUUGGGAAGUCAGCAAACAGGAAAGGAGCUAUACUUGACUGGGUAAAGAAGAUUCAUCAGGAAAACAAGCUUGAGUUUUUAGUUGACAAGGAUCUGAAAAACAACUACGAUCGAAUUGAGCUGGAAGAAAUGGUUCGGGUGGCUCUGCUAUGUAUCCAAUACCUUCCGAGUCACAGACCUAAAAUGUCAGAAGUGGUUCGGAUGCUAGAAGGAGAUGGACUUGCAGAGAAAUGGGAAGCAUCUCAGAGAGCCGAAUCAACCAGAUCAAGAGCCAAUGAGUUCUCAUCUUCAGAGCGAUACUCUGAUCUUACUGAUGACUCUUCAUUGCUCGUCCAAGCAAUGGAGCUCUCUGGACCCAGGUGACAUGAUUCUCAAAAAGAUGGAAAAUCACUUUAAUUAAUUUGAAAUGGGGAAAAAAAAAAUCUAUGAUAGCAUCCGUGUGAAAACAAACUUGUAUAUUAGCAAACAUAUUGGAGCUCUAAAGCUUUGUGUCAAAUUUUCUGACUGUACAGAAUCAGGAUUUGAAAAUGACAAUGACAUAUAGUUGAGUGAUACAUGUCUUUCUUUUCCUGUUUGAGUGAAGAUUUUUUCUUCUUUUGGGAGAUUUUCGGCUGGGGUUUCUUGUAAUAAUUUUCCUUCAAUAAAAAUUUUGUUUCUUUUUAAAAA
Messenger RNA from Hevea brasiliensis (rubber tree), 2638 nucleotides. RefSeq names its product protein NSP-INTERACTING KINASE 2. The transcript has 11 exons. The coding region runs from base 470 to 2335 and encodes 621 amino acids. The record is from RefSeq and is a predicted model, not a curated record. Gene Ontology annotation, molecular function: ATP binding; protein binding; protein kinase activity. Gene Ontology annotation, biological process: protein phosphorylation. NCBI's taxonomy places the organism in Eukaryota, Viridiplantae, Streptophyta, Magnoliopsida, Malpighiales, Euphorbiaceae.